Molecule: messenger RNA, 2374 nt
Organism: Siniperca chuatsi (mandarin fish)
Lineage: Eukaryota; Metazoa; Chordata; Actinopteri; Centrarchiformes; Sinipercidae
Gene: enc2
Product: kelch-like protein 25
Exons: 12
Coding region: 395-2164 (589 amino acids)
Molecular function (GO): protein binding
Source: RefSeq, a predicted model, not a curated record
UCCAUUUAAACAGUUUCUCCUGUUAAGCGGUGCACCGGUGAACUGAAAUGGAGCGGGCUGAAACCCGUUAAAAUCUCGCCUACUCUUACUUUUAUUAGCUGAGAGGCCAUCAGGUUGACACUGGGGAUUGGUUAGAAAUAUGCCAGUCACGAUGAAAUCAAAAGCCAUUGGUUGUUGGUGCCAGUGCAGGUUUAAGGAUUUUCUUCCAAAACCAGCCAGACAGGCAGGGACGGCCAGACGCACUUCAGCUGUUGUUAGAGAAAUAUGAUGAUUUUAUCAACGAAGCCGAAAUUUUACAUUUUGCGGAUUUAACUUUUACUGUAACACCUACAAGCAUUAUAAAUUAGGAGAGAUUGUCCCAAGUGACUCCCUGGAGGUGCCAAACGAAGCCGCCAUGUCGGUGACUGUUCAUGAGAAUCGUAAAUCCCGCACCAGCACAGGCUCCAUGAACAUCUCACUGUUCCACAAGCCUUCACAUCCCGACAGUGUCCUGACCCACCUGAACACAAUGAGGAAACAGUGCAUGUUCACUGAUGUCACUCUGUGGGCCGGGGAUCGCUCGUUCCCAUGCCACAGGGCUGUCUUAGCAGCGUGCAGUUGUUAUUUUGAGGCCAUGUUCAGUGGAGGGCUACGAGAAAGUCUAGACAGUGACGUCAAUUUCAGAGACAGUAUACACCCCGAGGUCUUGGAGCUUCUGCUGGACUUUGCCUAUUCUUCUCGAGUCAUCAUAAACGAGGAGAACGCUGAGUCAUUGUUAGAGGCGGGCGACAUGUUGCAGUUUCAUGACAUCCGGGACGCAGCAGCAGAGUUUUUAGAAAAAAACCUGCACUCCUCCAACUGCCUGGGGAUGAUGCUGUUAUCAGACGCUCAUCAGUGUAAAAGACUGUACGAGCUGUCAUGGAGGAUGUGUCUGUUACACUAUGAGACGGUAAGAGAAUCAGAGGAUUUCUAUAGUCUGUCUAAAGAUAAACUGCUGGAGCUGAUUCUUAGCGAUGAGCUGGAGAUAGAAGAUGAACAGGUUGUGUUUAACUCUGUGAUGCGGUGGGUUCGAUACGACUUGGAGGGUCGGCGUCACCAUUUACCAGAGCUACUGAGGGGCAUCAGGUUGGCUCUGCUGCCGUCUGAAUGUCUGCUAGAGGCUGUGGCCUGUGAAGAGCUGGUAAUGGCUGACAAGAGGAGCAGGUCAAUAGUAGAAGAGGCAAUGCAGUGUAAGAAGAAAAUCCUCCAGAAUGACGGAGUAGUGACUAGUCCUUGCGCUCGACCACGUAAGGCAGGACACACUCUGCUUAUACUGGGAGGCCAGACCUUCAUGUGUGACAAGAUAUACCAGGUUGACCAUAAAGCCAAGGAGAUCAUACCUAAGGCAGACCUCCCCAGCCCUAGGAAAGAGUUCAGUGCUUGUGCCAUCGGCUGUAAGGUUUACGUGACAGGAGGAAGAGGAUCAGAGAACGGAGUGUCUAAAGACGUCUGGAUCUAUGACACUGUCCACGAAGAGUGGUCUAAAGGAGCACCCAUGCUAAUUGCCAGGUUUGGCCAUGGUUCAGCUGAGUUGGAAAAUAGUCUCUAUGUUGUUGGAGGUCAUACAGCCAUAGCCGGAGUUUUUCCUGCCUCUCCGUCUGUCUCCCUAAAACAGGUCGAGCGGUAUGACCCUCUCAGUAAUAAAUGGACUAUGAUGGCUCCUUUAAGAGAUGGAGUCAGUAAUGCAGCCGUGGUCAGUGCCAAACUCAAACUCUUUGUUUUUGGAGGGACCACCAUACACAGAGACAAGGCCUCCAAGGUCCAAUGCUACGACCCUGUGGGUAACCGCUGGAAUAUUGCUGCUGAAUGCCCCCAGCCUUGGCGCUACACUGCGGCUGCUGUCUUAGGGAGCCAAAUCUUCAUCAUGGGUGGCGACACUGAAUUCACAGCUGCCUCUGCUUAUCGCUUUGACUGUGAAACCAAUCAGUGGACUCGAGUGGGCGACAUGACCUCCAAACGGAUGAGCUGCCAUGCCGUGGCCUCAGGAAAUAAGCUGUAUGUGGUUGGAGGUUAUUUUGGGACUCAGCGGUGUAAAACAUUGGACUGCUACGACCCCACCUCAGAUAGUUGGAACUCCAUCACCACUGUGCCUUAUUCACUGAUCCCCACCGCCUUUGUCAGCACAUGGAAACACCUACCUGCCUAAGUGGGAGACACCAGGAGCCAGUAUUUCCAGGUGUUGAUGUCCAUUGAGAAAGGAAGGCCGGCUGGAGGAGAAUCUCUGAGACUCCAUCCUGCAUUCAGCAGCUGGCUGAGGCUGGAGCUCCACACAGGACCAAUCCUUACAAAAACAAGCCGCACCUCACAGACUCUAAAUCAGUCCUCAGCGGUGUGGUUAAGAAAACAGCACAACACC